CGUAGUAUAGCUCUCGGCUAGCUGCUAAUGCUCACGAUUUCCGCAAUUUUCUCGGCAUUCUUGUCUGUUCUGUGGAAUACCCCAGAAAGUUUCGCCUCGGUGGUGGAUUUCAGAGUUCACGUCAAAGGUGUGAUUCAGCAGCACUUCCCAACAUGGGAAUGAUGACUGGAAAGGUUUCUUCAGCUGCCUGGAGAUGACCUGCCACCCUUUCGGGAAUGGUCAGAAUGGGGCCAGAUGUGCCCCUUCUCAAUGAGUACAAGCAGGAGUUCUUCUGGAAGCGCUUCCCACAGACAGUGUUGGGGGGUCCGCGCUUUAAGUUGGGUUACUGCGCUCCGCCCUACGUCUACGUUAAUCAGGUCGUCCUUUUCCUGACGCCAUGGCUUUUCGGGGGUGUCGGCACACUCCUCUGCCAGUUGCAGCUUCUCCAGGAGCUGCACGCUGCCAUGCUCUCCGGCGCGCUGAUGUUUGCGGUGGCGGCGGGGGUCCAGGCUGUGGCGUUGUAUGCCGGACGACGGAGCGGUGUCGUGGAGAGGUUUGGUGCGCCCAACACCCUAGUGGAUGAAGAGGAAGUGGAGUUUACUCACUGCGUCAGUCCAGAGACGGUCCGAUUUAUUGCUCCCGGGAAGAGAUUUGGGCUGAAUGUGGUGAUGCAUACGGUACUGGCUGGGCUGCUAUGUGGUUUCGGGACAUGGUACGUGCUGCUUGGCAGACUGACCGCUCUGUACGGCAGCAUAGGUGCGUCACUGGUCGUCUUUGUCCUAAGUUGGGUGACUGUGUGCAUAGCGGAAUAUUCCCUGGUUGUCAAUACAGCCACAGAGACUGCUACCUUCCAGGCACAGGACACUUAUGAGAUUAGCCCACUCACCCGACCACUCUACAUCUUCAUUUUCAUUGUUGUGGACUUGACCGACAGGUUCUUGGGCCCAGUUCCUGAGCUCCAACUUGCCAGCCAGGUUCUUCAUGUGCUUUUCCUCUUCCUACCUCUGCUGUGGGCACUGGGGAUACUUCCUCCCCUGGACGCCUUGUUCCUCUGGGGCAUGGAGCAGGGGCUUGUGUUUGGAUUAGGAGGCUCCCCCAUGUCCAGUAACUUCAGGUUGCUGUUGAUGUUUGGCGUUUCUGCUGGCGUAGCUGUCUGCAAUUACUUCAUCCCAUCAACACUGGGAGUCGUCCUCUUCUCCACUGCAACGGGAUUCCUGCUGAGCUUGGACCUCAGCCAGGUUGGCACCCUCUGCCAUGCUCCCAGGACCGAGUGCAAGGAUUACGGCCUGCGCAGAGGGGGGUCACCCCCGCCUCUUCUUUCCAUCACCUUUGGCUGGAAUCUGGGCUGCCGGGAGGUGUUGUUGUAUGUGAGCCUGUUGUUGGCAGCCCUGGCAGAAGCAGGCCUGUUGCAUCACUUCCACAGUUCGGUUCAGUCCCAGAGUUUGGUCAAAGCACCGCAGGCUCCUGUCAGCUACCUCCUCUUGGUCCUCUUCUCACUCUGCUGGCUUCUCAGAGAGAUCCAGGGGGCCUAUGUGUGUGCCGGCUUAUUACUCAAUCCGGUGUACCCUAAAGGCAUGUCCAGUGUGCAGACUUUCAAGCAGAAGAACAGAGGCUUAUUCAUUGCAGCAGCCAUCAGAAGAGUCCUCCUUGGUCUUGUUUCUCCAUUUGCAUUGAUUGCUUUCCUGUCUAUGGACAAAUCCCUACAGCAGCUCCAUGGGGUGCCUCUCAGUGUGGGAUUCACACGAGCUUUCAGAAUGGUGUGGCAAAGCUCAGAGGAUGCUUUACUGCAAGUGGUUGUGGUCAUCAUUGUGCGUCUUGCAGCUGGAAACAACAGGCUGCCUGGCUGGGACAGCCUGGGCACAGGGGUUCAGCUUCUACUGAUUGGCCUCCUGAUGGAUAGACUGACCCAGUUCCUGGCCAAGUUAAAGUUCACUCUCACUGUGUUGGUGACAUCAUGGACCGAGAAGAAGCAGCGGCGUCAGUCGGCCGGAACUCUCCUGGCGCUCAACGCCUCCCUCUGCCCGCUGCUGUUGGCUGUGGUGACCCUGUCUGCCCUGCUUUCCGCCCCCCUGCUGCCCCUCUUCACACUGCCCAUCUUCCUGGUGGGCUUCCCCAGGCCUCAACGCAGUUGGCCGGGACCCGUCGGUACCGCCUGUCCGUGCCCAGACUCUAUCUUCUACCAGCAAAUGAGCGGAAGUCUGGCUUCUGCCCUGAGGACCGCCUUUGCAAGAGGGUCUCUGGGUUCUUUAGCACCAGGCUCUCACUUUCUCGGCCGCUUUCAGGACCGCAUGGUUUGGAUCGUGAUUCUGGAGAGAGGAUACGGCUACUGCACCGUCAAUAUUAAGGGUUUGGAGCUACAGGAGACUUCUUGCCACACGGUAGAAGCCCGCAGGGUGGAUGAGGUUUUUGAGGCUGCUUUCGAGCGCCCGGAGCGUCUUGGGUUGACCCAGGGUUUGAACCUGCACUGGGCCAAUGCUCUCACACCUUGCGCAGUGCUGGCAGUACGCGUCUACUCGGACGCCCGCAACGUCCUCUCGGGCAUCAUUGACUCUCACGACAACCUGAGGAAGCUUCAGGAUGACUUUCUGAAAGCCUUGGUGUGGUUGCUUCUGCGUUAUUGCGUUAGGAAGCAUAAAGGCUCUCUGUGGAGCUGUGAAGAAGGGAUGGGAAUCGGUGGCCGGAGGUCGCAGUCUUCUCAACAGGCGCAGAUUACAUGCAACCAACUGCCUGAGGCUAUCGUGGUGGAAUCCAAGGUGUCUUCCCUCAGAUUCAGACAGGACAGCUCCAGCCUGACAUCUUUUGGCGACUGGUCGGAUGAGGAUGAUCUAUUUGGACCUCAACCAGCCAGGCGGACAGUGGCCUUGGUGACCGCUGAGGCCCAGUCUGGACACACAAUGCUGCAGACAGGAGCCUCUCUUCCGGGCUCUGUAGAGAUGGACAGUCUUUUUGAAAACAUGGCCCUCUCUGCCCUGCAGCCAUUGCAACCUUUAGGACUGGGCAUCGGGAUGCCAGCGGUCGACAAAGGUCACAACCCGGAGAUCUUCAAAGAGAGUCCCGGCUCACUCCGCCAGCUGACGUUCAGCUGUCCCCAGUCCGAGGUGUUCAACCUGCCAACGGGAUGGAGGACGGCGCCGUUGUUACCGAGCCGGCUGCUGCAGCUCAGACCUUUAUUCCCCGAGGACUGGUACAGAUUUGCCUUGGGCCAGUUCGGACCCGUUGUGCAGAGCGAGACCUCCGAGGACAUGACCAAAGCGCUGAAGGAAGACGAAACCUUGAAGGACCUCCACGCUCAGGUCGCACUCUCGUGUCUGGUGUCGCUCGGGGCGGAGUCGGCCUUUACCAGCCCCAGUUACAUCUACAGGCUCUACUGUGGAGACGUACCGUGGACAGAAGGCCUCGAGUGGCUUUCCUCCAGCAAAGAACUCCAUCAGCUCGCCCUUAGGGCUUUCAGGUUUAGUUUCAAGCUCUUGUUCGAUCAAGCAAGCCUUGGGCCCAUGGAGUCCCCCGAGGAGAUGUUCAGUGCCUUGGAGGAAUAUGAAAGGGACUGGUACAUUGGAUUGGUGUCUGAGAAAGGCUGGCAUGAUAGCAUCCUUCAGGAGAAGCCCUUCCUCUUCUCUUUAGGACACGACCUCUCUAUGGGUACCUACACUGGGCGAGUGCUGUCUUUGCAGGAGCAGCUGGUGCAAGUGGGCCGAUUGAACGGCGAGGGGGUGCGAGGCCAGUGGGCCAACCUUUCCUGGGAGCUCCUGUAUGCCACUAAUGAUGACGAGGAGCGCUACAGCAUCCAGGCUCACCCCUUCAUGUUAAGGAAUCUGACUGUCCAGGCAGCCGACCCCCCUCUGGGGUAUCCCAUUUACUCAUCAGCACCCCUUCACUUCCCCUGCCUCUGACCACAGCGGUGGAGAUAGAUUUUUCACUCUCACCGCAAGUUUUCAUGUCUUACCAGUGAGGACUUAUGAAAAGACAACAGGGAUUUCCCCCCCUAGAAUGAUGGAAUAUUGACAACUUGUUUUUUUUCAUAUUUGCAUUUAUUUAUCAUGGUGCUUUAGUCCAGUACCACAGAGGAAAAAGCAAACGUACAUUGAAGUUGUAAAAUUCACAUUAGAACUGACACAUCGACCAGUUACAUGUGGCAGAACAUUUAAAAGGGUUUUUAAACAGGAUAUACAGUGGGUACGCAAAGUAUUCAGACCCCCUUAAAUUUUUCACUCAUUUUUAUAUUGCAGCCAUUUGCUAAAAUAAGUAUUUUUUUUUCUCCAUUAAUGUACACACAGCACCCCAUUUUGACAGAAAAAAACUGAAUUGUAGAAUUCUUUGCAGAAAAAUUUAAAUAUCAUACAGCCAUAAGUAUUCAGACCCUUUGCUCAGUAUUUAGUCGAAGCACACUUUUGAGCUAAUACAGCCAUGAGUCUUUUUUGGAAAUGAUGCAACAAGUUUUUCACACCUGGAUUUGGGGAUCAUCUGCCAUUCAUCCUUGCAGAUCCUCUCCAGUUCUUUCAGGUUGGAUGGUGAACGUUGGUGGGCAGCCAUUUUCAAGGUUUUUCCAGAGAUGUUCAAUUGGGUUUAAGUCAGUGCUCUGGCUGGGCCAUUCAAAAACAGUCACGGAGUUGAUCUGAAGCCACUUCUUCUGUAUUUUAGCUGUGUGCUUAGGGUCAUUGUCUUUUUUGAAGGUGAACCUUCAGCCCAGUCUGAGGUUCUUAGCACUCCGGAGAACGUUUUCAUCCAGGAUAUCCCUGUACUUGGCUGCAUUCAUCUUUUCUUCGAAAAGAAGAAAUGGACAGCACCGGAGUUAAAUGAGUGUCAGUGCAGAGGGUCUGAAUACUUAUUGCUGUGUGAUAUUUGUUUUUCUUUUUUAAUCUGCAAAAAUUUCAACAAUUCUGUUUUUUUUCUGUCAAUAUAGGUUGCUAUGUGUACAUUGAGGAAAAAAAUGAACUUAAAUGAUUUUAGCAAAUGGCUGCAGUAUAACAAAGAUUUAAAAAAUUGAAGGGGGUCUGAAUGUUUCCCAUACCCAGUGUAUAUAUACAGUAUACUAAAAGGCUGAUUGGAAGCUAAAUUCAGCAGGAGCACAUUGGUUUGGGAUUUAUUGUUUUUAAAUCAACUGCCCUUCACCAAAUACCUGUUUUUAAUUGUUACAAUAUUCAAAUAACCUUCCCUGUCUGGUAAAAAGGGACACAAAAUACAAUUAUUUGAAGAUAUCAAGGAUGUGCCUUGGGUAAGUCUUGCUGUAUGUGUUCAGUGCAAUUUGUUUACAGUUCACUUGUUUACAACUUGAAAAUAAUUUUGAUUGACCUUUGUUCAUUUUUAUAUGUCUAUCUGUAUAUAAUAAAAUUACUUGUAAGAAGCU
Messenger RNA from Phycodurus eques (leafy seadragon), 5323 nucleotides. RefSeq names its product pecanex 4 (gene pcnx4). The coding region runs from base 216 to 3869 and encodes 1217 amino acids. The transcript is spliced from 11 exons. NCBI's taxonomy places the organism in Eukaryota, Metazoa, Chordata, Actinopteri, Syngnathiformes, Syngnathidae. Gene Ontology annotation, cellular component: membrane. The record is from RefSeq and is a predicted model, not a curated record.